CGGUCAGGAGCCACGUGCUCAGGACAGUCGUAGAGAGAGCAGACUGUCUUUGGAGAGAGGAGGCGCGCCCCCAACUUGGGUAGGGGGCAGAGAGGGCGAGCAGGAGGAGGCAGGUUCCGGCAGAAGGCAGGGGGGUAGGGGGGAGGCCGAGAGCACGCGGACAAAGGAGGCGGCCCUCAGCCCAGCUGUUUUGAAAAAUGCUUCCUGUUUCUUUAAAGGCGCUAGCGGCUCGGGCGGCCUGGGCUGGGGAGGCGGCAGCGGCGGCGGAGCUGCCUCCUAUCCGGGCGGGCGGCGCUGAGUGAUCUUGCGAACUGGGCUUCUGUGUAAACUGAGGCUAAACAAACACAGAUGGAGCGCAGCGGGCGUUCUGCAGAAAUGCUGGCAGGGCGGCAGCGACUUCAGAUGACACUCUGAGUUCUCCCGGGGAACGGGCAGCCUCCGAGGCUUCACCGAGCCGGAGGCGCAGCUGCCCCGGGAGUGGGGGUGCGAGGGAGGGACCCGGGGAGGGAGGGUAGGAGGAGAGAGCGCGGCGACAAGGCGGCGCUGAGCGCGGCGGCCACCGGGCACAGCCAAGCGCGCGGCGUGCAGAGCGAUCGCUGCGGGCGCGCGUCCCGGGCAGUCCCACGCCCCUGUCUCACGCCGUCCGCGCCAUGAAGCACAUCCCGGUCCUCGAGGACGGGCCGUGGAAGACCGUGUGCGUGAAAGAACUGAACGGCCUCAAGAAGCUCAAGCGGAAAGGCAAGGAGCCGGUGCGGCGCGUGAAUGGCUAUAAAACUUUCCGAUUGGACUUGGAAGCUCCCGAGCUCGGCGCCACAGCCAGCGCCACCGCCGCCACCAACGGGCUCCGGGACAGGACACAACCGUUCCCGGUCGCGACCCCAGUACCAGCCUCAGUGGCGCCGGCGGUUCCUCCAGGUGGAGGCACAGACACAGCCAGGGAAUUCCGGGGCAUCAGAGCGCCUGAGGUCUCAGAAGCGCGCAAACGCGGUUUCGCUCUGGGCACAGUGGGACCGGGACUACCCACGCCACCGCCGCCUCCCGCGUCCCAGAGCUUGGCACCCGGGGAUCCCGAGGCGCUGCCCUUCCGAGAGCAGGCUCUGCGUCCCCGCAUCUUGCUGUGCGCCCCUCCCGCGCGUCCCACGCCGUCCGUGCCUCUCGCACCCCCAGCGGCGCCACAAGAGUCCCCCGUGCGCCCUGCGCCCCCCACGCGCCCGGGGGAAAGUUCCUACUCGUCAAUUUCACACGUAAUUUACAAUAACCACCCGGAUUCUUCCGCGUCGCCUAGGAAACGGCCAGGCGAAGCGACCGCCGCCUCCACGGAGAUCAAAGCCCUGCAGCAGACCCGGAGGCUCCUGGCCAACGCCAGGGAGCGGACGCGGGUGCACACCAUCAGCGCAGCCUUCGAGGCGCUGAGGAAGCAGGUGCCGUGCUACUCCUACGGGCAGAAGCUGUCCAAGCUGGCCAUCCUGAGGAUCGCCUGUAACUACAUCCUGUCCCUGGCACGCCUGGCUGACCUGGACUACAGUGCCGAUCACAGCAACCUCAGUUUCUCCGAGUGUGUGCAGCGCUGCACCCGCACCCUGCAGGCAGAAGGACGUGCCAAGAAGCGUAAGGAGUGACCUGCCACGGGCUAGACCACGGACACCACUGUGAGUCUCUUCCCAGUCAGGCCUGAGGAGAAAGCUGAGACCACCAGGAGACAACCAGCCUCAUUCCUUGUCUUCUUCAAGAUGCUACCAGAUACUCAGCCCAUGUACCAUCUCUCAGGGGCACUUAGGACCAGGACAAGGGCCGCCAGCCUCCCUCCCAGUCUCCUGAUGUCCUCCAGCCUCCCAGGGUUACUUCAGAUUUUGCCUUCUGCCUGGUGGGGCUGGCUAUUGCCAAAGAUUCUACAGAGAUUGUCCAAGGAAACGAUGGGGUGCAGCCUCAACAGCACAAAACCACACCAUUGCUGCCCAACCAAGUCCACCUCAAGCCAAAGAUGGAUUAGCACUUCUGCCAGGAACUCAUGCAAGGAGUGGGCAUUUGGUGACCUUCAGAAGCACUUAACCCUCCAAGCCAGAGCUCUGUCUGUGCUGGGCCCUGAGCAGAGGGUUGCCUUUGAGGCUGGUGGUAGAAGGUGGGCCUGAGAUUCCUGGCUCUUCCCGUUAGCUACCCAGGCCUCUGACUCCUGUUCCCCAUCCUUUUUUGAGUCCCUGCUCCUUCUUGGAGCCCAAGCCUCCUGAGAGAGGAGGAAAGGGGGAGACUGAAGAAGCAAUAUUGCCCCACACUCCACCCAGGAUAUGUCCCAAGGAAAUCUUUCUGAGGGUCUUUGCUCUCAGAUCCUGCCCCACCAGGUGCUCCUCCCCAGUGGCCAGGUUCAGGCUAGCAGAUAAGAGAGCAACUGCUUGUGGAUAGACCAGGCAGGACGGCUGGGGAGGAAGGGACCAGGGGAAGGAACCGGCCAGUAUGUGGGGGAAGGGGCACGUUCAAAGCCAAGGCCUGCUCCUUGUGCUCCAGAGGCCAAAGCUGUUCACAUCUGUGUGCAACCAUCUGCUUCAAAUUGAAGUAAAAGCUGCAACAUAGAAAGG
Molecule: messenger RNA, 2570 nt
Organism: Arvicanthis niloticus (Nile rat)
Lineage: Eukaryota; Metazoa; Chordata; Mammalia; Rodentia; Muridae
Gene: Atoh8
Product: atonal bHLH transcription factor 8
Biological process (GO): positive regulation of transcription by RNA polymerase II; anatomical structure morphogenesis
Cellular component (GO): nucleus
Molecular function (GO): E-box binding; protein dimerization activity; DNA-binding transcription factor activity
Source: RefSeq, a predicted model, not a curated record